CUGGUCGCACUCGUUCAACACUUCACCCAUCUACUCAUCACCCCAAAAACGAUCUAUUAUAAGCAGGUCAUACCACAUCCCAAUUUACCUGCAUUACACUCUGGCUCAAUCUGCCCAAGGAGAUAUGAACUUCGUGACCAUCACCUCUCAUCAUCCCGUCCGAUCCCACCCCCCUUGAUUGAUCCACGACGCCUGCCUGUUUAGCCUAUAUCAUGGCCCGCAAACUACCGUGGGCUGUCACAGAACGAGAAUCUUCCUCUAAAAGACGGCGGAUCGAGCAAUCAACCAAAAUGAAGCAAGACGAUCUUGGUCCUCCCGCAUCACCACAAGAUCAAGAUGUUGUCACACAGAAUCAUGACCGGGCAAGGUCCAUAACCAAGUCAGAUCGAGACAUCAAGCGGCCCCGCACACCUUCUACAUCGCCUGCAAGAGGACCGCCACCUCAAGAGUCAAUGCAUGAUGGAUUCCAAGCCGAUGACAUCUACAUGAUGGUCGAGGAUGAGUUUCAGACCGUCGCUCAGUCAUACACGGCGCACCUACACCAAGCUGAAUACAAAAGAUUGAUGAGAGAGGCACGGAACAAACCCUCGAAGCCUCUUCCGGAACCGGCCUCACCCAUGUCCAAAACGGCCAAGAAUAGGCUCAAAAGUGUCAUUCUGCAGAAGAAGCAGAAGGAUGCUCUGCGCCAGGUCAUGGGUACCGAUUUGCAAGACCAACAGGACGCGGAUGAUGUAGUUGAUUUGUGGUCAGGCACAAGUCUGGCUCAGUUUAUGUCAGGCAACAGUCAGGGGAAAACGUCGCUCAUUGGAUUAGAGCGAAUUUCAAGCACGACCAAGGCUGGAUCUGGUUUUGCGAGAACUGAUGCAAAUCAAUCCAGAUUGCAACAUGAGCCUAGGAAGCAGUCGACUACUUCGUCGGCAUUGUCCGUUACCCAUCGCCUAAAACAUGACCAGGAUUCUUCGCAUCCGCAUCCGAGUUCCUCACUUUCCGUCCCUGCUCAGCCCGGCGCAAGCACGUCCAGAAGCCACAGAACCAAUAGCAAGGACACCACCAAAACUUCAUUGUACCUAUCUAACGGAGAGGAUGAUCUCUUCAUCAACCGACAACAAAGUACUGAUGAGUCUAUCCGGGGCGGUCCAUCCCGCCUCAGUACACGUCUGAAUCGAGGAGAUGGCCGCAAAGCCCAAAAUGGCAGAUCGUCUAUCCAGGAGAAGGAAGCGGAUAGAAAGGCUCGACUUGCUCAGGUGCCAAUGUUUAUGAUAUGA
Molecule: messenger RNA, 1265 nt
Organism: Exophiala mesophila
Lineage: Eukaryota; Fungi; Ascomycota; Eurotiomycetes; Chaetothyriales; Herpotrichiellaceae
Exons: 3
Coding region: 213-1265 (350 amino acids)
Source: RefSeq, a predicted model, not a curated record